ACUGGUAUGCCGAUCCGCCGGGGGGCCGGGCAAACCGCUCAAACCCCCUCGGUCACCGGAUCGGCGGCAGCUGCUCGGCCCCCCGGUGCUAUUUUCACCCUCAGGAUAAAGUGAUGUGCAGCCGCAGCCCGCCCGCACGGCCCCAGCAGCUCCAGUCCGACCACAGCAGAGCCAGGAUGAAGUCCAGCGGCGGCGCGCAGCCCGACGGCUUCACCUCCGACCUGGACGACCUGGACAGCGGCAGCGACAGCUCCGGAGGGAAGUCCACCGGAGACUGCAGCCCGCGCAGAGAGCCGGGGGAGGCGGUAGGGGAGGGCGCUGGAGGGGGUUCCCGCUCCGGUGCGCAAAGACGCAGGAGACGGCGGAGGCGCAGCAGCAGCGGCGGAGGUGGAGGAGGCGCGUGUCUCCCCGGUGUGAGUAAACAGAGGCAGGCGGCCAACGCGCGGGAGCGGGACAGGACGCACAGCGUGAACACGGCCUUCACGGCGCUCCGCACGCUCAUCCCCACCGAGCCCGCCGACCGGAAGCUCUCCAAGAUCGAGACGCUGCGCCUGGCCUCCAGCUACAUCUCGCACCUGGCCAACGUGCUGCUGCUCGGGGACAACUGCCGGGACGGACAGCCGUGCCUCGGAUACCAGAGCAUCCUGCACGGCAGCGCGGCCCUCAGCGCGCCCUCCCUGCGGCCCAUCUGCACCUUCUGCCUCAGCAACCAGAGGAAACUGCUGAGAGACGGAGGAAAGCACUCAGCUGCCGUGUGAAGCAGAGCGGCUCCGGACAGACGGCGAGUCCACCGUGACGUUGUUUACAUGUAGACAUACACCUGUUGUAUAUAAUAUAUAAAUAUAUUUAUUUUUGGAUUAGACUAGAAAAAAAGGACAAAUUAACACUGAAAAGCACUUUCUGUUCACGUUGGUGCUUCUGGACGUCUGUGUUUUGGUUGAGCUGUAACCUGAGCCGAUGUGUAAAGCUGCACCUGACGGGGGGCUAUUUUGGUCCCACGAAUAGUACAAACUACUCCCCAACCCCCAACGCAACCCCGACUCCUAAAAAAAAGCCUUGUCGCCUUCAGUCACAUGAGGGAAACUGAAGAGCAGCGGUUGCUGUCAGUUGAGUGGCGCUAACGCUGCCUUCAAGUGCCGUCAGAAAUGUAGCAAUCACUCAGCGGCACUUUGAAGGAUCGGUUUUCGACUCUAGCGGUGAACGGUAGGAACUGCAUCAACACCGACCGAACCGAGCUCCGCUACAACUCGCAUCGUUUGCUCUCCGCGUGCUAAAACAUCGCACAUCUACGAAGUCCUGAAAGGUCAAAGUUUCUAUCUUGCACGCACAGAUUAUGAGUUAUGAGGUCAAUUUUUUAUGUUUUGGGAGAAAGUUCAUUAUCUUGUGCAAUAUUUUAAAAAAAUGCAACUUUUCUUGUGCACAGUUAGUUUAAAAAUAGACAAUAACUUGUGCAUGCAACAAAAAUUGGACAAGACAAUGUGUGCACGAUAACACGUUCCUGCAAAAUAACACUGAAGAUGAAUAACUUGUUCCCAGAAAACAACUUGUGCACACUAGAAAAUAAGCUUAUAAGAUAAUUUACUCAUAAAGUGAAUGUUUCUAUUCUUGUGUGAACAAGUUUAUUAUUUUGUGUGCACUAAUGUGCAAACAUACACAAAAGUUAUUGUCUUGUUCCCACAAGACAAUAACU
Messenger RNA from Plectropomus leopardus (leopard coralgrouper), 1690 nucleotides. RefSeq names its product basic helix-loop-helix transcription factor scleraxis. Gene Ontology annotation, molecular function: DNA-binding transcription factor activity, RNA polymerase II-specific; protein dimerization activity; RNA polymerase II transcription regulatory region sequence-specific DNA binding. NCBI's taxonomy places the organism in Eukaryota, Metazoa, Chordata, Actinopteri, Perciformes, Serranidae. Gene Ontology annotation, biological process: regulation of transcription by RNA polymerase II; developmental process. The record is from RefSeq and is a predicted model, not a curated record.